This is a messenger RNA of Phragmites australis (common reed), 465 nucleotides long. RefSeq names its product secreted RxLR effector protein 161-like. Lineage: Eukaryota; Viridiplantae; Streptophyta; Magnoliopsida; Poales; Poaceae. The record is from RefSeq and is a predicted model, not a curated record. The transcript is spliced from 2 exons. The coding region runs from base 1 to 465 and encodes 154 amino acids.
AUGUCAAUGUGUAAUCCUUCAGCAACUCCAAUAGAGGCAAAGAUGAAGCUGACAAAGGAAGACAGUGGCUCAUUUGUCGAUCCCACAGAAUAUAGAAGCAUUGUUGGGAGUUUGAGAUACCUGGUGAAUAUAAGGCCGAAUAUAGCCUAUGUUGUUGGAGUUGUAAGCCGAUAUAUGGAGAAGCUCACUGAUCAACAUAAAGCAGAAGUCAAACAAAUUCUAAGAAAGAGCACUGGUGGGUGUGUGUUCUUGCUUGAAGGAAACAUGAUUACUUGGAAUUCACAAAAACAGGAGAUAGUUGCCUUGUCGUCCUGUGAGGCUAAGUAUAUGGUUGCUGCAAUGGCAGCUUGUCAAGGGAUAUGGCUGUUAUGGCUCAUUGCAGAUUUACUUGGCAAGAAUCAUGGCUUGAAGGUGAACAACAUGUCCACAAUUGAGCUAAGUCAAAAUCAUGUGCACCACGGCUGA